AUGUCUACAAAGCACUUCAUCAAUGACCCGACUCAUCUUGUCAACACCGCGCUUCACAGCCUGACCUUGACCAAUCCCAACGUUGCACUCGACUCAGAUAACAAAAUCAUCUAUCGCCGGCCAUCCGAUGCUCCUCAGCAAGUCUCAAUCAUCUCGGGCGGAGGGUCUGGCCAUGAGCCCUCGUUCGCGGCCAUGGUCGGCCCGGGCAUGCUUUCAGCUGCCGUGGCGGGCACAAUCUUUGCCAGUCCCUCGGCUGAGCAGGUCAGGAAUGGCAUCAUGUCAAGGGUAGAUACCGAGAGAGGCGUGCUGGUCGUCGUGAUGAAUUACACGGGCGACAUUCUCAACUUUGGAAUGGCCGUGGAAAAGGCCAUAGCGGCUGGCCAGGCCGUCGAGAUGGUUGUCGUGGGUGACGACGUGGGCGUUGGGAGGAAGAAGACGGGCAAGGUUGGGAGGCGAGGCAUCGCCGGUACUGUGCUCGUGCUCAAGAUUGCCGGCGCUCUCGCCGCGCAGGGACGGUCGUUGGAAGAGGUGGCAAAGGUGGCUCGGCUGACUGCGGCCAACAUCGUCAGUGUUGGCGCCAGCUUGGAGCAUGUUCACGUUCCGGGACGAGUCAUCGAUGCCAGUGAAGCCUUGGCGCCUGAGCAAGUCGAGGUCGGGAUGGGCAUUCACAAUGAGCCCGGAUCAAGUAGGGAGAAGCUGGAGCUGCCUCAGUUGGUGGAGAGGAUGCUUACCCAACUGCUCGACCAAAGUGACAAGGACAGAGCUUUCGUCAAUGUCAACUCAAACGAGGUUGUUCUGCUCAUCAACAACCUUGGAGGUGUCAGUGUUCUGGAGCUGGGAGGUAUCACUACCGAAGUGGUGAACCAGCUCAGUGACACGCACAAUAUUCGACCGGUCCGCGUCAUUAGCGGCACAUUCAUGACGAGCUUGAAUGGCCAGGGCUUCAGCAUUACCCUUCUAAACGUCGUCAAUACCGACAUUGGCGGGCCGGGCAUGAUUGAGUUGCUGGAUGCACCAAGCGAGGUCACCGGCUGGUCCGCUCCAGUGCAAAAGACGUCAUGGGAGGCAAAGAAUGCUGCCACGAGGACAGACACUGCCGGGACAAACAAAGAGACUCAACCGAGCGGACUGCAAAUGGAUGCUAAACAUGCUACUUCGGUUCUCACCAAUGCGCUGGAGCGCGUGAUCGCGGCCGAGCCUGAAGUUACCAAGUACGAUACCAUUGUUGGAGAUGGAGACUGUGGUAUUGGUCUAAAGAGGGGAGCCGAAGCCAUUCUGAAGCACAUUCAGCAGAAGCCCUUGACAGGAGAUGUGGUUGUCGACGUUGCUUCCAUUGUGCAAGUGGUAGAAACCGCCAUGGAUGGCACUUCUGGUGCUCUUUACGCCAUAUUCCUCAACGCUCUCGUCCACGCUCUUCGGACCCUUGGAUCCGGCGAGGCUGGUCCUUCAGUGUGGUCUGCCGCUCUUAAGCUUAGCUGCGAGGCCUUGUCCAAAUACACUCCUGCUCAGCCCGGCGACCGCACGCUUGUGGACGCGCUUUAUCCCUUUGUCGAGGUUCUGGGUAAGACUGGCGACGUGAAGGAGGCUGCUGAUGCGGCGAGGAAGGCAGCCGAUGACACCAAGGGCAUGCAGGCAAGCCUUGGGCGAUCAGUAUACGUAGGCGGCAGUGGAUACGAGGAGGUGCCUGAUCCCGGGGCUUGGGGAUUGGCAUGCUUCUUCUUGGGAUUGGGCGGUGUCAAGCCGACAGAGGAGGGCUGGGAAUCUAUCUGA
Trichoderma aggressivum f. europaeum is the source of this 1770-nucleotide messenger RNA. RefSeq lists its product as uncharacterized. Gene Ontology annotation, molecular function: glycerone kinase activity; ATP binding. Gene Ontology annotation, cellular component: cytosol. Bases 1 to 1770 code for a protein of 589 amino acids. Lineage: Eukaryota; Fungi; Ascomycota; Sordariomycetes; Hypocreales; Hypocreaceae. Gene Ontology annotation, biological process: glycerol catabolic process. The record is from RefSeq and is a predicted model, not a curated record. The transcript has 2 exons.